AUGACCCCCCUCCCGCCACAGGAAGAACCCGCACUUGACUCGGACGAGGAGGUUGAAUUCGAAGACGUCCCCAUCCAGACAUCUCAAUCUCAACAGGCCCGUCCCUUUAGCCUCGGUGAUCUGGACCGGCCAUCCAAGCAUGCUGGUCCGGUGUCCACCAAUAUCCCCUGGACUCCUGAGAUUCACAUCCCCGACCAGCGGGACGCACCGUUGGCGUCGGGCUCCGAUGCCGAGAGACAGCUUCGCGGUCGUCUCAGCACGGCUAUUGACCGGAUCAAUGCACGUCAAAUGAAAGCCCAGAUUGGUAUGGAUGCGGCUAAUACGCAACCGGGUCUGACACGGUAUACCUGUAUCCAGCAAUUAGCGGAUGAUAUUGAGGGAACGGCGGAUAUGUUGUGGGAAUCGGCCACUCCUUCCAUCCAAGUUGAAGGACUGAUCACUCUCGCCGGGAUCUUGGAACGGUCCCUUGCAACAUACGAGUUUGAUGCAAUACCUACUCUGACCAUUCUCAAUAAACUUGACUACUACUUUAUUGCACUGAUGCAGGGUGAACAUCCUGUGUCGCAUCAAAAGAUCCCCGGGGCCAGUCCAGCUCAUCCUUUGGUCACACAGACGCAAAAGGUGCGCAUUCGAAGUAUUGCCGAGACAACGCGGAGCAAUUUCUUCACUUUGAUGCCUGAGCCUCGGGAUGAGGAUGGGGAUGGGGGUGGAAAGGGGGAAGGAGAGGAGGAGGAUUGGGAGGAGCCGGAAAUGCCAGCGUGGAUGAUGCAGGCGUCCAAGGUUUAUGAGCGUGUCCUGAUGCUCUUGGGGGAUCAAGGAGAUCCUAAUGAGACGGAGGCUUUUGAUGAUUUUGACUGA
Molecule: messenger RNA, 858 nt
Organism: Penicillium oxalicum
Lineage: Eukaryota; Fungi; Ascomycota; Eurotiomycetes; Eurotiales; Aspergillaceae
Exons: 2
Coding region: 1-858 (285 amino acids)
Cellular component (GO): transcription factor TFIIH holo complex
Source: RefSeq, a predicted model, not a curated record